Messenger RNA from Chlorocebus sabaeus (green monkey), 3724 nucleotides. RefSeq names its product makorin ring finger protein 2 (gene MKRN2). The record is from RefSeq and is a predicted model, not a curated record. Gene Ontology annotation, molecular function: metal ion binding; ubiquitin protein ligase activity. NCBI's taxonomy places the organism in Eukaryota, Metazoa, Chordata, Mammalia, Primates, Cercopithecidae. Gene Ontology annotation, biological process: protein polyubiquitination.
CGACGGGGCGGCGUGCGCCGGCGUGACGCGGCUACGCGGGAUGGGCCGGGCCAGGGCCAAGGCCGAGGCGGCAGCGGCUGCGAGAGGCGGCGGCACGACAACGGUCCUUCAGCCCUGCCACCAUGAGCACCAAGCAGGUCACUUGCAGGUAUUUUAUGCAUGGUGUGUGUCGGGAAGGAAGUCAGUGCCUGUUCUCACAUGACUUGGCAAACAGCAAGCCGUCCACCAUCUGCAAGUACUACCAGAAGGGCUACUGUGCCUAUGGAACUCGGUGCAGAUAUGACCACACGAGGCCCUCUGCUGCAGCUGGAGGUGCUGUCGGCACCAUGGCCCACAGUGUGCCCUCCCCAGCUUUCCACAGUCCUCACCCUCCUUCUGAGGUCACUGCGUCCAUUGUGAAAACUAACUCACAUGAACCCGGGAAGCGUGAAAAGAGAACGUUGGUUCUUAGAGACCGAAAUCUCUCUGGCAUGGCUGAAGGAAAGACUCAGCCGAGCAUGGUGAGUAAUCCAGGCAGCUGCAGCGACCCCCAACCCAGCCCCGAGAUGAAGCCGCAUUCCUACCUGGAGGCCAUCAGGAGUGGCCUUGAUGACGUGGAGGCCAGCAGCUCCUACAGCAACGAGCAGCAGCUGUGCCCCUACGCAGCUGCUGGGGAGUGCCGGUUUGGGGAUGCCUGUGUCUACCUGCAUGGGGAGGUGUGUGAAAUCUGUAGGCUGCGAGUCUUGCACCCCUUCGACCCAGAGCAGAGGAAGGCUCACGAAAAGAUCUGCAUGUUGACAUUCGAACACGAGAUGGAAAAGGCCUUUGCCUUCCAGGCAAGCCAGGACAAAGUGUGCAGUAUCUGCAUGGAAGUGAUCCUGGAGAAGGCCUCUGCUUCCGAGAGGAGAUUUGGGAUUCUCUCCAACUGCAAUCACACGUACUGCUUGUCCUGCAUCCGGCAGUGGCGGUGUGCCAAACAGUUUGAAAACCCAAUCAUUAAGUCUUGUCCAGAAUGCCGUGUGAUAUCAGAGUUUGUAAUUCCAAGUGUGUAUUGGGUGGAAGAUCAGAAUAAAAAGAACGAGUUGAUUGAAGCUUUCAAACAGGGGAUGGGGAAAAAAGCCUGUAAAUACUUUGAGCAAGGCAAGGGGACCUGCCCAUUUGGAAGCAAAUGUCUUUAUCGCCAUGCUUACCCUGAUGGGCGGCUAGCAGAGCCUGAAAAACCUCGGAAACAGCUCAGUUCUCAAGGCACUGUGAGGUUCUUUAAUUCAGUGCGGCUCUGGGAUUUCAUCGAGAACCGAGAAAGCCGGCAUGUCCCCAACAAUGAAGAUGUCGACAUGACAGAGCUCGGGGACCUCUUCAUGCACCUUUCUGGAGUGGAGUCAUCAGAACCCUAAAGAGUAGAUGGUUGCCCUGCAUCUUGGGCUCCAUCGGCCAAAACUUUCCCAAGCCAGGGUGUGCAGAGCUUCCCUGUACUGUAGCCAAGGUGGUAUGUGGCUUGGAUUUGAGUGGAGUUGGGCUUAGCCUUAGUCUCAUUCACUCUCCAUUAUUACAGCCAUGGGGAAGAGUGAAGGAUAUAAAGUAACCUAAUAAGUGUAUGGAAUUACUAUUUUUAUAGCUGAUAUAGUUACACCUCAAGCCCCUCAGGGGUAACAACUAACCACCCAGACUGUUUGGAUUGACUGCUUUAAAAAACAAACUUGGCUCUUAUCUUUGAUCUUUUCUUCCCCAGAAAUAGUAAACUUGCAGCUGUCCCUAAUGCAGCAUAUUUUUCUUACCAAAGGAUUCUUCAACCCUAUAAAAGGACUCCUCUAUAGUGUAUUUCUCUAGUGUAUUUAGUGUGUGGUCAAAAUUUUGAUUUAUACAGAGCUUUCAAGAAUACACAAUGCAAAGUGAGUGCAUCUUAGCUGUUAACAUACAACUUUUUUCUAGGGCUUUAAGGGUGGUCAUUUUUUUCGAGUUCUCGCAAGUAUCCCAAAUCAGGGUAGCAAUCUUGUUGCCACAUGUGCAGCAAACAAAGUGGAAGUAUAAAUCUUUUUCUCUCUUAGGGAGGCUCUUGAAGGACAGGAGGUACAGUACUGGGUAGCAGUCUGGCCCUCCUGUCUGGUUGGUGCUGGGGCCUCCAGCCAGGGCCCUCCAGGGGAACCAAACCUCUGCUCUUACCUGUGGGUUCAUGCCCAUCAGGGUAAUUGUAUUGAGAACUCAAAAUAUACGUGCACUUACAUAAUGUGUGGUUCAUACUCAAGCGAUCUAUUAUCUGCAAAGCCUGGCUUUGAUUUGAAAUUUUGUAAAAAUGUCAUGGCACCCAAGGUUUCUGAUUCUGACACAGCAGUGGUCCUGAAGAGAGCUGAUGGCAAGUCUUGUAGUCAUUUUAAUUGAAGGGUGAGCACAACCUUGUGAACUAGCACUGGCUUGUUCCAAGCUGGAAUUUAUCUAUUUUUUUUUUUUUUAAAGCUGUAGCUACCACAAUAUUUUAUAGAACGCAUUACUUAACCUAUUAGCUGAGUUUAGAAUACUUUCUGCUUAAUUUUUAUACUUGACUCUUCUUCAGUAGAGGGUUACAAAGAGUACAAAGGUUAAAUUAAAAUUUCAUUCCCAGCCUAGGCUCUGGGCACAUUUCCUGUUCUUCAAUUUGCUCCUGAAGAGGGUGAACAAAUGGGGCGCUCAAAUUGUGAGCUCAGAAUUACUUUAAAAGGAGGUAACAGCCAUUACACCUAAAUUUAAUUUAUUUUAUUAAAAUAACAUAAAAUUGAGGGACCAUCAGAUAACUGUAUUUUGUCAGGUGCAAUAAAAACAAAAUUAAAACCCAAUCAUCAAGAAAACCUGUAUUCCUGGCUUCCUUGUAUACACAUGAUGUGACUAGAGAAACAAGGCUGUUAGAGAAACAAGGCUGGCCCUGCGGCCCCGCCCCAUAGGGGCAGCUCCUGGAAGACAAAAUUCAGCAUGAUGGAAGACUGCUCCCUGAGAGGGCCGAGAUGGGGACUGGCUGAGUGCCUUGCCUGGAAAACCAUCCCAAUGCACUGGACACCUUAGAAGCUGUGAAAGGAGGAUGUGUCCCCUAAGAAAAGUUCCAUAGUACCAAAGCAGGCUCCUUCGGGCAGCCAGAGUCUCGGCAGUCCUGGGCUGUUUGGUGCCUUAUGUGCAAAACGUCUGGUGCUGCACCACUCUCUGAAGAAAGUCUCGCCUGUGACAUGCAUUCCUCCAGAAGCCGAUUUCCAAAAUCCCAUGUGUCUACACAUCAGGGCUGGACUGCCUGCUACCUUACUUCCUCAAAAUACUCAUGUAGCCAACAGCUGGGCUGGGCCCCUGCUUUUUGUACUACCAUCAACAUCCACUUGCGCAUCUAGAGAAGGCUGGGCCUUGAGCAUGGGGGAUGCGGGGAGGGAGCAGGACGCACCAGCACUGCAAAUGGCUUCCUUCUCCCAGGGCCCAAAGGAAUAGAAAAGAAGGCAACAUGAAGUUAAGGCCCUGUGAGCAGUCUAGAAGGUCCUUAGCAGCAGCUUCUCUGAAAACAUGUGUUCUGCCUCUGGAGAAAGGGAGCAGAAAAGUGGUGCCUGCUGGCUUCUCUUCCUCCCCUGGCAGCCUGAGGGCAGGUGCAAAGUCAACUAGAAGACAGGCAGCCUCGGGGACGUGGUCAGCGUGCAAGCAUUGAUAUCCUCAGUGUGGGCUGCCCGAUGCAAGGAUGGCUCGGAAGCGCUCCGGUUGAUCUUCGGUAGAGAGUGUUGGAGCAGCUCAAUGGAAGACAGGA